CGUCGAGUGCAUGACAUGUGUUCUUUACUUUUUUCAACAACGACUGACCUUUGUCAGACGUGUAUGUAGACAUGUGUCAGUUAGACUGUUAAGGAAAAUUGAGCAGAGUCUACAGAAAAGGAAGUUAGAAACUAUUCAAAAUCCCAUUGUGAGUUUACCGAUUGAAUUAUAUUCUAUCGACCGACCUAAUUUCCAUUCUGAUUUCCCCUGCAUCAAUAUAAUGCCAGAGAUGGAGCAUACAACCGGUGACGGUGAGGGUCAUCAAGUUGAAUAUUUGGAGACGCCCAUCAAAUCGGAGAACGAUAAAAAAGAAUACAAAGUCAUCAAAUUACCAAAUGGUUUAACGGCUUUGUUAAUAUCCGAUAUACAUUCAAAAACUUGUGCUUCUCAGGAUCAAGAUGAUCAGGACAAAGAAUCUACUGAAGAUGAAACUGAGGAUGAGGAAAGUAGCGAAGAGAAUGGAGGAAAUAAUGAAGACGAAGAUGAAGGUGAUAUAAGCGAUGACUAUGAUGAAGAAGAUAGUUCAGUUAAACGAGUUAAGAGAGAUGAAAAAAAGGCUGCAUGUGGUCUAUGUGUGGGAGUAGGCAGUUUCAGCGAUCCACCACAGGUUCAAGGCAUGGCACAUUUUCUUGAACAUAUGGUUUUCAUGGGAUCUGAAAAAUAUCCUCAAGAAAACGAUUUUGAUGCGUUUAUCAGUAAGCGUGGUGGCUUUACCAAUGCCUCAACGGAUUGCGAGCAUACAACAUUUUACUUUGAUAUUCAGGAGAAACACUUGUCGUCAGCUCUCGAUCGUUUUGCUCAAUUUUUUAUUAAACCCUUGAUGAAUAAAGAUGCCAUCACGCGGGAGCGAGAGGCUGUAGAAAGCGAGUUUCAGUUGGCCUUACCUUGUGACGAGAACAGAAAGGAACAACUGUUUUCUUCUUUCGCGCGAACUGAUCAUCCAGCCAACAAGUUUAUUUGGGGCAAUUUAAUAACAUUGCGCGAUAAUGUACAUGACGAUAAAUUAUACGAAGAACUACACAAAUUCAGAGAACGUCAUUACAGCGCUCACAGAAUGAAAUUAGCUAUACAGGCGAGACUACCGCUGGAUACGUUGGAAAAAUAUGUCGUAACGUAUUUUGCUGAUGUACCAAAUAAUGGACUGCCUCCUGAUGACUUUUCCGCAUUUAAAGAUGGUGUUUCUUUUGAUACUCCCGCUUUUCGAAAAAUGUAUAAAGUUAAACCUUUUAAAGAUGUUAGCCAACUGGAACUAACAUGGGCAAUGCCUUCGUUACUUCAUUUGUACAAAAGUAAACCACAUCAAUAUAUCUCAUGGAUUAUUGGGCAUGAAGGAAAAGGUUCUUUAAUUAGUUAUUUACGAAAAAGAAUGUGGAGUCUCGAUAUAUUCAGUGGCAGCACUGAAAGUGGUUUCGAACACAGCUCCAUGUAUGCGUUAUUAAAGAUUACUAUAAUACUCUCCUAUGAGGGACAACAACAUCUGGAGCAAGUUCUAGAUGCGAUAUUUUCUUUUAUAAAUUUAUUGAAAAGGGAGGGUCCACAAAAAAGAAUUUACGAUGAAAUUUAUCAAAUUGAAGAAAAUAAUUUUAGAUUUGCCGAUGAGGAGGAUCCAGCGGAUUAUGUUGAAGAUUUGUGUGAGAGUAUGCACUUUUAUCCGUCACGCGAUUAUAUAACUGGAAACGAGCUUUAUUCUGAGUAUAAUCCAGAAGCUAUACAAAAAUGUUUGGAUUAUUUAGUGCCAGAGACUGUGAAUAUUAUGAUUUUCAAUGAAGAUUUUGACUUUUUCGAAUUAAAUAAAGUCGAGCCGUGGUUCCAAACUAAGUAUGUAGACAUCGAGAUAUCAAAGGAAUGGAUCGAACGCUGGAAAUCUAUCGAGCCAUUACCAGAUUUUCAUUUACCAUUAGAGAAUACAUUCCUUACCAACGACUUUUCUUUAAUACCGUUACCAGCGGAAGUUCCGAAAUAUCCUGUAAAAUUAUACUCUAAUACUCUGUCAGAGAUUUGGUAUCGGCCGGAUCCAAAGUUUCGUUUGCCAGAAUGCUAUAUGAAUUUUCAUUUUGUUUCUCCUCUGGGACUUCAAUCGUCAGAGAAUGCAGCUCUCAUGGAAAUGUAUUGCAAUGUACUAAAACUGCUAUUGAUUGAAGAAUUAUAUCCUGCUAUAGCAGCUGGAUUUAAUUAUAACAUCAAUGUUAGUGAGAAAGGUAUCACAAUAAAAAUGAAUGGGUUUAACGAAAAACUGCCACUCUUGUUAAUGGCUAUUGCAAAAUACAUGGUGGAAUAUCCAACCCUUGUUACAAAGGAUUUAUUUGACAUUGUCAAAGUGCAACAACUUAAAACAUAUUACAAUACAUUUAUAAAACCUGGGAAACUCGUUAGGGAUGUGAGAUUAUGGAUAUUAAAACUUACCCAUUAUACACACCUUGACAUGCACACUGCUCUACAUGAUAUCACUUUUAAAAAAUUCAAAAGUUUUGUGAAAUUCUUCACCAAUCAUUUGUACAUUCAGUGCCUCGUGCAAGGCAACAUGACGCAGAACGCUGCGAUCGAUAUCGUACACAAAUGUAUUAAAAUAAUUAAUUGCGGUUCCUUGACUUCUAGUAUGAUACCGCAAAUGAGAGUCUUUCAGAUACCGGUGGGCACGUCCUGUUGCAAGUUGGAAAAUAUCAACAAAUUUGAUGCAAAUUCGGUAAUAACAAAUUAUUAUCAAAUCGGUGUCGAAUCGAUCGAAUUAUCGGUGUUGAUUGAUCUGAUGAUCAUGAUAAUGGAAGAACCGUUAUUUAAUCGGUUGCGAACUCAAGAACAGCUUGGUUAUGACGUCUCCUGCGUUCUUAGAGAUAUCAACGGAAUCUUAGGAUAUUCCAUUACUGUUCACACUCAAGCAGAUAAAUACACAACCAAACAUGUGGACCAGCGGAUCGAAGAAUUUUUAAAAUCGUUUAAUAAGAUUUUGGAAGAAUUCUCAGAAGAAGAAUUGGAUGAUGCCAAGGAGGCACUAAGAAAAUUAAAGCAAUGUGCCGAUAUAGAUCUUGAAGAAGAAGUUAACAGAAACUGGCAUGAGAUCACGCAUUGGCAAUAUAUGUUUGACAGACUCGAGAGGGAAGUACUCGCAAUAAAAGAUAUAAAAAUCAACGAAUUAAGAGAAUGGUCCGCAAAGCAUACAUUAGACAACGGAAGUAAUUUCAGAAAAUUGAGCGUGCAUGUAGUAGGAACUGAUCCGAAAGAAAUUGCAAUCAGGAAGUCAAUUGCAGAUCCAGAGGAGAAAUCGCAGUACUUUAAUUUGGAAUAUAUACAUACUAAUGAAAAGGAUAAGGAAAUUGUAGAUUAUAUUGAUGACAUAGAAAAGUACAAGAAAAAACUUUACAUCUAUCCAAUUCCUGCAAGGCAACCUAAAGCUCUAAAAGAUAUAAAAAGAAGGAGGACAAUAAACAUACAGAAGAUAUAUAAGAAAGCGGGACUUUUCUCUGAAUAAAGGAUAUAACUGUUGAUAAAUAUAUAUUAAAAGUGUUAAUGAGAACCCUAUACUUGGCAGCAUAUCGUAUAAUAUUCUGUGCUAGAAAAAUGGUGUUGAAACGAAAUGAAAAUAGCCGUUUUCCUUCGAAAAAUCGAGCGUGUUAUCUUGCGACAACGUGCUUUGCAGUACGUUACGCGCGAUACCGUAGAUCGUAAAAAAUGAAUUCUGUGCGAUAUUCAUUUAACCGUUUCUUCAUUACAAUGGUUUUUUGUCAUUUCAGCAAGAUUAUCGAGAGUUUAGCAUUUACUUGGUGUACAAUUAAUUUUUCUGUUAUUUAAUUAUCUGUUCACAACACACAAUGUUUCGAAGAUCAAUAUAGAUUGUUAUUUCAUAAAGUACGAUUAUUUAUAACUUUUAAUGGGUAUGUCUCGGUAUUAUCAUAGACGACUUUCGUGGGCCCCACUUUUUCUACUUAUUACAACGAAAAGCCAGGCAGUUACGCUCUGAAUUGCGAAAACGCGCCUGUUUUUUACGUCGUUAAUGCUUUAUGCGAGUUUUCCUUGUUUUCAACAUUUCUGCUUUCUGUUGUAUUCAAUAUUGAAUUCUCUUUUUUUUAUUGUUUUUGCAUUACGCUUCGCGUUUACAUUAAAUUAUUUCACGUUAUUAUUAUAUUGUUGCAUACUCAUAUCAGUGCAGCAGCAACUGAUCACGUUGCAUACAUCGUUAUUUGUGUCUUUAUUUGUUUUAUAUCCGGUAUAUAUAUAUAUGUAUAUAUAUAUAUCUCAAGAGUUCGAUUUCUCAGAAAGAAAAUCAUCUAUCUUUACGUAAAAGCGUAAAGUGGCGUUUUACUCUCAAAUUCGUAUUUUGUCAGAUUCAAGAAGGUCGGCUUCGUACGUGUUAUAUGUAUUAUGUGUGUACAUGUGUAUAUUAUAUAUAUAUAUACGCGUUCAAAACGAACGGUUUUGUCAAUUCUCGAAAUUUCUCGUUUUCAAAAAAGAAUAUCGUAUCAGCGAUCGUGCAUUGCAACGUACUUUGCAAAGUAAUCAUAAGCGUUCAUACGCUAAUCAUAAGUCGUUUAUGAGACUCGAGUGAUUAUAAAAUCAUAUUACAUGUAUCCGUGAAACGUAUGAUUUACAAACGCUCGUCGUGACAAAUACGUUAAGCAAAUGUUGAUUACUUCGCAUAUGCAUCGUGUAAAACAGUCGAAUUAUUUUUCACAUAUGCUCGGCGCAUAUCGAAGCUGACAUUAUUAGUUAUAAUUCAUCUCUGUUAUUCAUAUAUAUAUGUUAUAUAUCUUUUUUUCCUGUUCCUACACGCAACUCAGGAAACUGAGAGCUUCGGAAAU
This is a messenger RNA of Acromyrmex echinatior (Panamanian leafcutter ant), 4793 nucleotides long. RefSeq names its product nardilysin. Gene Ontology annotation, molecular function: metal ion binding; metalloendopeptidase activity. The record is from RefSeq and is a predicted model, not a curated record. Lineage: Eukaryota; Metazoa; Arthropoda; Insecta; Hymenoptera; Formicidae. Gene Ontology annotation, biological process: proteolysis.